CGCUCGAAGAAGGUGCAACUGUUUGAACUCACCUGAUGCAAUCUGUUUAGAAGUUGCGUUAUUCAAACUAUACCGUCCAAUAAUGCACAAAAUACAAAUUUUGGUUUAGAGUCUAUUGUUUUGUGUAAUAUUAAUUUAACACCAUUGGAUAUUCAAAUCAAAAUAAAAGACUAAGGACAGAGAAAGACAAGACUUAUUUUAGUUACGACUUUGUUAUCUCAGCAAAAUUCGUUUUUCAGGUUUUAUAUAGUUAUGUGCCUACAAAACUUAGUUGUAUUUCAAAUAAUGCGAAAGUCGUACAUAAUGUAUAAGUUAUCAAGUGUAAUGUCAGUAACGUAAGUUACAAAUGUAUAUGUCAAUUUAUGGCACCUAAAAACGUAUGGCCAUGUUAUAUUUAUAAUUAAUUACUAUGAUUAAGUAAUUUUAACGCGUUGACCUUUCUUUUAAAAUUUAUUAAAUAUAUUUAUAAUUGUAUAAACCAAAUUUGAAUUUUGCAAAAGUGUAUAAAGUUGUGUGGAUCCACUAAGUUCUUCGAAUCUAAGGGUUUUUUCAUGGAGUCUUUCGUAGGCCUUUCUGGCCCCUCUAACCAAGACUUGGAGUCUCCUUUAGCUAGCGAUCCAAUACCUGAUAGUUUACCACCUGAAGCAGCAGAGGGUAAUGUAGAGUACAAAUUGAAGCUUAUUAAUCCUUCCCAAAGUCGUUUAGAGCACUUGGUUACACAGAUGAAAUGGAGAUUACGAGAAGGACAAGGUGAAGCAAUAUAUGAGAUUGGAGUAGAUGAUGGUGGUACAUUGGUUGGUCUAUGUGAAUUGGAGAUGGAUGCUUCAAUGAAGACUCUGUAUCUUAUGGCUGAUAAACUGGGGGCAAGCAUUAACAUUCUACGGGAACAAAUGAUCACCGGUGAAAGUGACCUAACUCCUAGAAAAGUUACAGAGAAAAAAGAAAAUGAUGUAAGUGACAACCAAUCAAAUAGACCUUUUCAUGGACAGGUGCUGAUUAGAAAAGUUCCUGAUGAUCAACAAAGCAUAGAAAUUAGGGUUGCUGUCCUGGGUAACACAGAUGUUGGAAAAAGCACACUAUUGGGUGUACUUACUCAAGGUGAUAUGGACAAUGGUCAUGGCAGUGCCCGUUUAAAUGUAUUUCGACAUUUACAUGAGGUACGGACAGGACGUACCUCCAGUAUAAGCUGUGAAAUUCUAGGAUUCAGUUCAAGUGGCUGUCCUCUUACCUACAACACUUUUUAUACAGCUGAAGACAUUUAUGACCAUGCAACUAAGCUUAUCACUUUUAUUGACUUGGCAGGACAUCAGAAGUACAUGAGAGUAACUGUAUGUGGACUCACAGGACAUUCUCCCCAUUUUGCUCUGUUGGUGGUCAGUGCAGUAACAGGUGUUGCAGGAACAACAAAAGAGCACUUAGGACUUGCUUUGGCCUUGGGUGUGCCUAUUGUUGUAGUGGUCAAUAAAGUGGACUUGGCUAGCACAUACAUGCUUCAACAAACUCGGCAUCAAGUAGAAGAUCUUCUCAAAGGUCCGGGAUGUAAAAAGGCCUGCUUCUAUGUGGAAUGUGUUGAUGAUGCUUAUGGUGCAGUGUCAAUGCUAAUAUCGGGGAAUGUUGCUCCUGUGUUUUCCGUUUCUUGUGUCAGUGGAAUUGGAAUAGACCUUUUAUAUGCCUUUCUAAAUGUUAUACCUCCAAGCAUAAGUGUAAAAGAAAAAGAAAGGCUCAUACAGUUACCAAAUGAAUUUCAAAUUGAUGAAACUUUCAGGCUGUCAGAUGUGGGAAUUGUUGUGGGAGGUCUCUUAACCCAGGGCAUUAUAAAAGAAGGUGACAGUACUUCAGUGGGACCAUUAGAAGAUGGCUCUUUCUUUCCUGUAAAGAUUACCUCCAUUCACAGGCACAAAACACCUUGUAGAGUUGUGAGAGCUGGUGAAAGUGCAACCCUUGCACUAGCUGGAUGUCAGAACAUAAACAUCAGGAAGGGAAUGGUCCUGGCUAACUUCAAUUCCCAUCCUCCAGUGUGUCAGUUUUUUCAGGCUCAGAUCAACCUCCUAUUUCACACAGGUCUGAUAACGUCAGGCUUUCAGACAACAGUACACAUUGGAAAUGUCAGACAGACUGCCACUCUAGUUAAGAUCAUGGGAAACAAGAGCUUAGCAACUAAUGACAAGGGCACAGUUAUAUUCAGGUUUAUGAAGCAACCAGAAUGUGUGCGACCAGGUGCUCAGUUGUUGUUCCGUGAAGGUCGCACCAAAGGGAUUGGACAAGUAACCCAAGUCUUUCAAUUUUAGGAUGUGUUUUUGGUGAAAGUUAGUAGGAUGUAAAUGUGCCUAAAUACAAAAUUAAUUUAUGUUUGUUAAAGUUCAUUAUAACUUUUAAAAUGUAUACACUGUUAUUUUAGACAUUUUCUUACAUCCACAAAGAUGUAAGGAUAAAGAAUUUUAACAGACUUUUUCAACAAUUUUCUUAUUUUUAUUGGAUUUUACCUGAUUGUUUUGAAUGUUAAUUUUUUACAAAAAAAAUACAUGGAGAAAAUUAUUUAUACCAAGUAGUAUAAUGAAUAUUUUAAUCAAUUAUAUUGAAAUGUUUUAUAUUUUUUUAGAAAUUAUAUUUUUAAGGUAUUGUUGAAAUUACAUGAAAGAAUAAUUGACAUUGAUCAGUGAUAUCUCCAAGAGAUCAAAUAAGAAAUUUAAUAUUGAAGAUCUAUUCACUUAUAUUGUUAUGCAAAGGGGUUUUGGUUUUAAAAAAUACAAAGCCAGAGUUUCAAAAUGUUCAUAUUAUGUGCUAUUGAUCAUCAAAUUUUACAGUUACAUAAAGAAAAAAACAUUUUCAUGCUCAGCUGUGUUGUUUUAUUGUAUGGUUUUAGGUACCAUUUUUAAUUUAUUUUCUGAAGAAAAAGAUCAUUUCAAAAUAUAACAAUUCUUUACGUUUGUGAAAUAAAUUUUCAAUAAUCCAUGUACAUUUUGUUAUAUAUAUAUAUAUACAGAAAGAAAUUAGCCUUUGUCAGUUACUGUUAUGUAGGUCUUAGUUGUCUAGUACAUGUUUUUCUGUUUUAAAAUAUGACCAGUUAAUAGUAUUGUAGACAUUGUAAAGUAACUUGUUUAUUGUGCAAUGGAAAGGUGAGUUUUUGCUUGAGUAUGCAGUCAGUAAAUUUUGUAGGUAAGGUUUUCAGUCCUUACAAAACAUGCAAAGUUUUGGUAAGUGCCAUAAUAUGACUUCAGAUGCAAAGCCUUAUGGUAUUACUAAAUACCCACCCAUUUUUAAGGAUAUUGUUAUAAGAGGUAUAUUUAAUUAUUAUUCCAAGAUAGAAUAUGUUGUUAUUAAACAUAAAUUCUAGAAAUUUAAGACUAAGGUUGGAUCACAAUUCUUAGUAAGCAGAACUUGUUACAGUAACAGUGUUCUUAGUUACUUAAAAUGAAACAUGUAUUUCUUUUUAUCCUGUCCUAAAAGUAUCUAGUGUUGGUAUUACUAAGUGUUUGUAAAAUAAUUUUAUUGAAAUCAAUUGGCAGUAAAGACCUGUAUGAAAGUUAGAAUUCCUUGUGGCACAGAUGUCUCGGGCCAAAUUAACAGUAGAAAAUCUGUUUGAAAGUUAAAAUACUUUGUAUUUUACAAACAAUUCUUGUUUUACAAAGGAUAGCUGUAAAUUAAUGUCAGUAAAAUGUUUAAAUACUUCAAACAAUAUUCAUAAUAAUGAAGUAUUUUAUUAAAAUGUUAAAAAUGGAAUGAAAAAACAUACUCUAUAAAAUUAUUGGGUAUAUUAUAUGUUUAAUAUUUAUGUUUAAAUAUUUAUAAAUAAUGCACAUAUACUUUCCUUUCAUUGUUUUGCAAGUUUAAGUCCCAUUACUGAACAUGUUUGACCUGUCAGCCAUAGUGGCAUUAUAAUAUGAUGGCCAGUCCCAUUAUUAAUAAGUAAAGAGUAGCCCAAGAGCUGGCAGUGGGUGGUGUUGACUAACUGCCUUCCACCUAGUCUAUCACUUCAAAUUAGGGAGUGCUAGUGCAGAUGGCCCUUGAGUAGCUUUGUGUGAAAUUCAUCAAUCAAACAAAACUUGCAUUGUUUGAUAGAGUGUACCACUUAAUAACUUUGUUAUAAACCUUACCUUGUUUUAGAAUGGUGGUGUGUGGCAUCUUAGCCAUAUAAGGUAUGGGCUACAAUAAAGCCAAGCCACAGGAACAAGGGUGAAUGUAGAUUUAGAUGAAAUGACAGUAAAGUUUAAGCUGAAGGUAGAACAAAAAGUUCAUGACAAAUCUCGCGUAUAUACCAACAAAUUUAUAGCCAAUAAAGUUAGAAACGCAUGUACAUAUGGUGUUGUAUUAAACUAAAACAUGAACAUCAACAUAGCACUGUAUCAAGCUAAAACUAAAACACUAAUACAGUUUUGUAUUAAGCUAAAAUGUGAACACUAACAUGGUGUUGUAUUAAGCUAAAACACAUGAACAUUGUGGUGUUGUAUUAUUUACAGCACCUGACAAAAUUAUAAAAGUACAAGGACAAAUUUUGAGGAGCAAAAGUCAAACAGCUAUGCACAUAAUAACAAUUAAUAUUCUUUCUUUAUCAAGUGAGAGACUUGCUGCAGGUGCUCCACAUCCAGAGCUAACUGAAGCCACAAAUUUCAUGUAGUUAACCCUGUAAAUAUCCAGUAGAAGAAUGGGUUGAGUAUAUUAUAUUAAAAGAUUUUGAAUAUUCAAUUUAGGAAAUCAUGUGCAAACUACAGCUAAUAUAAAGUCAUAGUAAAAUGACGUAUAUCAGAACAACGUUGUUUGGCAUUAUGUACUUAAUGUGAUGCCACUGAAAACUGAUUGCUUUUGAGAAGAGUAUGUAACAACCCUUGACAAUACAAAAUGUUCAUACACAGAGUCAUAAAGAUGUAUGUUCAGUUAAGGGCUAUUGAAUUUCUCAGAUGGGGAUAGUCUGUACACUUAGUGACACUGGAAAACAAAAAAAUAUGGAUCAACUUGGGACAAUGGGAGUGUCCAGAAAGAGGCCUGCGACAAAUCGUAUCUUAACCAUUAUCAACGUGUAUUAUCUUGUAACAGGUGAGAAUUCAUGAACACAAUGGAUAGUUGUAAAAGCUGUUCACUUGUUCCAGAUAACAUUAUGCAACACAAUCAAGUAGGACCUUCAGCUGGAAAAGUAACAUAAGUUGCUUCAACAGCAUAUCUGCAUUUGUACAACUUAUACAACUUAUAGUAGUAUAAGGCACCCCAUGUUUUCGACAGGUACACCUCCUACUUUUGCAGGAGCAAUUUAUGACAUCAAGCAGUUCUGGUGGUGCUGCAGGUUGAUUUGUUGGAAUUGGCAGAUAUUUUCCAUCCAUAAGGUACCACCCAAACUCAUCUGGCUUCAAGUUGGCAGAGUUCUCCUGCCACUCUAUAAUCUGAUGAAACACAAGGAGGCUGUGGUACCUAGCCACAGCUGAUGUUGGUGGUAGGGUUUGGACUUCAACAUAAGAUUUACUUUUAGAAACCUUCUCACAGAAUCUUCUAUAUUGUAAUGCAUCCAAUCCUUCUGCUAUGUCUAUGUAUGCGGGUUUUUUCAAAGCUGAAUGACAUCAAGCCAUCUACUGUGUCCACCAAGGGGAAUCGAACUCCUUAUUUUAGCGUUAAAAAUCCGUAGACUUAAAACUGUCCCAGCAGGUGUCUCUCCAUACAAACACACAAGUGACCUCUUUUCUACUUCAACAAUAUCCCUCUGAAUAACUGUGCUGUACUGAUCAAACACUUUAGCCUGCUGAUAGAACUGGUGAUUGGACAUUAUCUUCUUCACAGCAAUACCAUUUCCCAACCCAAACAGGUGAGAGAUUGUUACAUUCCAGAAUUGCAUGUAUGAACAACACAUUGUCACAGAUAAUGGCGCCCAGGUGCUGCUUAGAUUGUUUGAUGAACCACAUCCUGCUCUUUUUAGAAGUUUGCUUGCACUCUGGAGCCAGCACAAUUCAUGGCCAUUCAUCUCGGCAUGAUGAAGCAAAAGUACCAAUAAGUCUUUAUCAUCACCACCAAAAAUGGUGUCUUUGCUUCUAGCAGAUUUCACAACUGUUUGUACAAUCAAUAAUUCAGCAUCAUGACUUGCAUUAUCAGUGCUACAAUGAGCUCUGUCUAGCUUGUCACUGAGAUAAUAGAUGAAGUGAUGGUUGUUUGUUUUGUUCAAAAGUUCUUCCUUUUCUGACUGGAUUAUCAUUCCCCCUGUGAAGUGCACUGUCACACCUGAACAAGAAUCUGUUCUCCUAAGGUGUGUGGGACCCUCUUUGUAGCCAUCGAGGAUGAUGACACCCUUACCAUAUUUCUGUGUCACAUACCUAAUGCACAUGUCACACACAGUGUCAUAUCUGGAAUCUCAUGGCCAAUGAAGACCAUGAAGCAGAGCAUCACCUGCAAGGAUAUACUGAACAUUUUCUCAUGGUUGUUGUUGCACAUUCUAUUAUUUUUUUCAUUUUACGUGAUGUUUAAGUAACGUGAAAAAAUCAGUAAAUUGUGGUUUUUAGACUAAGUAUAUCUUAUAUAAUUAUGUAUCAUUUAAGGGUCUCAAAAGGUGCCCUUUGAAUGAGUAUUUCAAUCUAGAAGAAGAUAUUAUUCUACGUUAGAACCCAUACAAUUAUCUAUUCUGAAGUCCGCAGUAAUAAACAUACAGACGUUACUAAACAUUUAUCUACGAGGUAGCUCUAGUUGGAAUUGGCUCAUUUCUAUAUUUUAUACAAUGGUCAUCUGAGAAUUGUUGUCCUUAACUUUGAACUGAUAGACUAGAAGAAAAGCAGUUAGUCAACAACACCCACCGCCAACACUUGGGCUACUCUUAUCUGCUGAGAUUUGACUAUCGCAUCCACGGUUGUUGGUUCAACGUACGCGUAUUAUGAAUUAUUGGGUCCAUAGUCCAGGCACGCUAAUAACAGGGCUUACCGGCGGGUUUGGGAUUUUCAGCGCGUUUCAAAAUGACGGAGGCAAAUACUAUACUGUUAAAAUAAGAUUACCUACUGGCAUAUAAGUAUGAUACAUAGAAACAAAGCACGUUAAAUAGCAAAACAAUAAUAGAUGUUCUAUGACUAAACACCCAUCUUACUUUUAAUGCAAAUAUUUUUGUUUGCCCAUAAAAGUAGCUUUUCAUAUAACGUAGACUUACGGUACUACCAAGAUCUUUUAUAUAUGCCACUAUAGUUGUUUCAUUGUCUUAUCUGUAAUAAAGAGCAGACUUUUUAGUUCGUCAGCCUCGGAAAGCUCUUCAUUAAUGAAUUUGUUGUUUAAAACUCUCAGCUACGAGGAAGGCUCCUCUCAAGAGUCAUUUUCAUAUGCUCUUAUCUAAAUCGAUUUACUGACUUGGAGACCAAUAGGUGGCGCCAUCAUUGUAACAUGAUCUGAUAUUAAUGUGUUUCUACAACCAUAUGAUCUGAAAAUUAACUACAAGGAAGAAAUGGUAUUUUGAUAACGUAUUUUUGCUUAUAAACUUUCGUAGCUCGGUGGUUAGCACGCUGGACUAAGGAUUUGCAGGUUCAUUGUUCACGCACAACUACCGCAUUAUAAGGUGCGUUUUAAUGUCGACAGUCAAAUCUGUCGGACAAGAGUUUAUGUGGGGUUUUGUUGAUUGGCUGCCUUCCUCCUCUAGUCUAUCAGUUGCAAAUUUGAGACUCAAUCAAACAAAGCUCACAAAUUUAACAGAAUAAAGUUUCCAUUUUUAAAA
Molecule: messenger RNA, 7663 nt
Organism: Limulus polyphemus (Atlantic horseshoe crab)
Lineage: Eukaryota; Metazoa; Arthropoda; Merostomata; Xiphosura; Limulidae
Product: GTP-binding protein 2-like
Exons: 7
Coding region: 552-2288 (578 amino acids)
Biological process (GO): translational elongation
Molecular function (GO): translation elongation factor activity; GTP binding; GTPase activity
Source: RefSeq, a predicted model, not a curated record